GUAACAUCGUUGAAAAAUUCUAUUUAAAACUGCUGUAAUUCAAGUCAUUGUAUUAGGUGAAAGUGUCAUAUUAAUUUUCAUAUUCCUGUCUACAGAACUGAGUUAGAAUGAGAUUCUAGUAAGACAGAAUCAUUGGAAUAAAUCGCGAUUUAUUACGUCCCAUUUAUAUCGCUCGAGGAAUCAGGAUUAUUAUUUACGUGUUAUCAAUAAUCUCGUAAAAUUUAUAGAGAAAUUGCAGGAAGAGAAAGAUUGAAAAUUUUUGUCCGACACGAACAGCCGAUUUUGAAAGUUAGCGAAUAAGUAUAUGUAGCUCACUUCCUGGUUAUCGCGGCCAGGGUGGAGGCAGAUUAGAUACGACACUGGUCGUGACGCGGGCAGUGAUGCCGUAGUCAAGGAGACCGCAGCAGCAGACAACCAACACUCCGACCAGCCGUCGACAACAAAAUAUACAGGUUCGUCGGAGUGUGCUGCUCCGCUUUUCCACUUGUACGGUGGCCUGGCCGUCCGCGCGGUUUCCUGGGUGACAAGUACGCCGGUUCCUCGUACGGGAUAAAAGCCCGUGUUUCGGAAAUACGUGGGGGGAACGUACCCGUUCGGCCGCGCAAGUGCGCCCGGGCGUCGUGUCGAGAGUACACGCCAUUCAUGAAGACAGAUUCUUCUCUCCACAAACGGGGAGGUAGCAGCGGUGGUGAUACGGUGGGAGUAGAUAGAGGCGAAGGAGUGAUUGCCAUGACUACGACAGGAGCCCAAUAUGCCCUCGCAGCAUCCACCAGAGCUAACAACAGUGGGGGUGGUAGUACUACAGUGGGGAUGGAUCCUAAGCCAAGCGUCGUCGUCGUGACUACUUCCAGCUCCAGUGGCAGCGACAACACAGGACAGAGUCAGUCCAACAGGGGACAGCAACUUAUCACCGUCGUCGCCAACCCUGAUCCUUCCAGUCCAAAUAAUCUGCAGCCUAUACAGUUAUUGGUUCAGGAUCCGCUUGAGACAGCUGCAGAAUCUUCGAACGGUUCGACAAGUACUUCAGCGCAUGUUACAGCACAAGUAGUGGUGAACACGACCCAUACCAGUCAGCAUACUCUCGUCAACUCCGACUCCGCGUCCACCUCGACCGGCACCAUCGUCAGCGAGUCUCCGCACUUCAUCACAGUAACUGGCACCAGUGACUCGACAACGUACGCUUCUCUCACAACGGCAGUAGUGUCCGGCGAACCGGAGGCGGUCGUGUCCGAGACGGUGUCUCAUUCUACCUAUGUUCAAUACGUUGAGGGGGAUGGCUCCACGUAUAUACCGACGAAUGGCCAGAUGACAUAUCCUGUGUACGCUGUUGGAGAAACAGGAACGAUGUACACUUCUGCCUCUAACCAGUACUACACAGCAACGUCCACACCGGUGACUUACGCUCAGGUCUCUGGUCAAGGUACAAAUUCCACGACCGGACAAUUACUAUCUCAGGGCAAUGGCACAUACCUUAUCCAGCAGAGCGUGGUGGACGGUGACCCGGCGACACACGCGUUAAUAUCAGCGGCGACCGCGCGCGCCAGCCCGCAGGCAGAAAAUGCUGAAACUGUGGUUAGUGGGGGUGGAGGGACGUACUUGAUCAGCGGUAAUUCAGGAGGUACCGGUGUCACCGUGGAAGACGCCGCAGCCGCGGCUGCGAACAUGACGCAUGCAACUAGAGUAUCCCAAGCAACAGUGCACUGGUUGCUGGAGAAUUACGAGACAGCGGAUGGUGUCUCCCUUCCAAGAUCCACUCUGUACAAUCAUUACCUACGACAUUGUUCCGAGAACAAGUUGGAUCCCGUGAACGCCGCCAGUUUCGGAAAGCUGAUACGUUCCGUAUUCCUGGGUUUGAGAACCAGACGAUUGGGCACAAGGGGGAAUUCGAAGUACCAUUAUUAUGGUAUUCGCGUGAAGCCGAGUUCCCCUCUCGUGAUGCUGAACGAGGACGGCACGCCUCGUCAGCAGCAGAACUCGAACUCGCUAACGAAACGGGUCAGGUUCGCGAAACCGGACCACACGUACGACGCGACGCAUUCGCACACGAACGUCGCGUCGAACAAUUCACCGCAGUUUCACCAGUACCUCGGUGAAGCGAGCGGUGCGAUUCCAGAGUUCCCGGAAAUAAUAGUCGGCCACGGUUCGUCCCUGCCGGAAGAUUGCACGCUGGAGGACAUAGAUACGUUCCGCAGCAUAUACAGAGAACACUGCGAAGCGUUCUUAGACGCCGUUCUCAAUUUCGAGUUCGCUACUGUGGAAAGCCUUUGGAGAGAAUUUUGGCGUAGCCAAGACAAUAAUAACGGCGACGAAUGCGAGGAGGAGAAAUAUUUGUCGAAGACCAAGCUGUACCAGAUGUGCAAAUGUUCGGAGGUUCAAGAUUUCAUAAGGACAGUUGAUUACACGUUUUAUCAAAAUUUGGUAGAAGUAUUAAUGCCUAAUGUGUUGCGACCUAUACCGAGCACCUUAACACAAUCUAUUCGGAAUUUCGCGAAAGGAUUAGAAUCGUGGCUGACGUCGGCGAUGGCUGACUGUCCCGAGGAAAUGACUCAGAUAAAGUUGAACGCAGUUUCUGCGUUCGCUCAGACGCUGAGGCGUUACACGUCGUUGAAUCAUCUUGCUCAAGCUGCGCGUGCAGUGCUCCAGAAUUCUAGUCAAAUAAAUCAGAUGCUGGCCGACCUGAAUCGCGUCGAUUUUCAUAAUGUUCAGGAACAGGCUUCCUGGGUUUGCCAGUGCGAUUACGCGACGGUACAACGACUGGAAGCAGACUUCAAAGUGACGUUGCAGCAACAAAAUUCAUUGGAGGACUGGGCAAGUUGGUUGAAGAGCGUAGUGAUGCAGGUUCUCAAGCCGUUCGAGUCGAAACCGUCGUUCGCGAAAGCUGCUCGACAAUUUUUGCUCAAGUGGUCGUUCUACAGUUCCAUGGUUAUUCGUGAUCUCACCUUAAGAAGCGCAGCUAGUUUCGGUUCUUUCCAUCUGAUUCGGCUGCUGUACGACGAGUACAUGUUCUAUCUGAUCGAACACGAGGUCGCGGUCGCUACAGGGACAACGCCGAUUGCAGUGAUGGGCGAUAAAAGUCAAAACUGUUCUUUAGUUAAUGCGUUCGGUGCCACGUCGAACGGAGACACAUCAAACACUGAUCAACCAAAGCGUAUGAAACUAAGCUAACUGCGUGCCUACGUAAUUUAGUUUUGGAAAUAAUGCCAGUAGCACCUGAUAAUGAAUCGUUAGCACAAGAGCAUGCAGGCCUACUAACACACUAGUCUCAUAAAUUAUAAUUUUAUAUAUAUAUAGGACGAGAUCUUAUCGUAUUACGACUUAAAAGAAAGAAGAUUUUUGCAUAACGCCCAGGAUGUAUACAAUCUAAGUAAGUUUUGUGUGAUAUAUCGCGUAGGUAUGUACAUAUAAUACGUAUGUUAUGCAUUCUUCGUAUCAUAUGGAACCGUUGCGAGCGUAUGAUCCGAGGUGUCGUUGGUACGAUCUUUAAUAUGUAUCAUCUAGUCGAAACAUCUUUCAAAUACGUACGGGACCAUGAAUUUCUCAUGCCCUUGUAGUGCACUCGAUGUUGCAAGCUCACUCGACUGCGUGUUCUGACCAAAACUCUAACGCCUUGUUUUAAUUAAGAGACGAGAUAAGCAAUUGUUUGAUGUCUGGACAGGAUCAUGCCGUACUUUGUACCGUAACUUUUUAGUACCGUUAGGCAGCUGGGUCGAGUGAGCUUAAAAUAGCAAACGUCAAGUUUGUGCAGAAGGAAACGUACUCGAGAGGGAGACGAGACAAGUUUACCCUGCAUGCAUGUUCAUAUCGACGAAUUCUAUUUUGCACAAAUACCCGAGUAACGUUAUACGAAAUCCGCCCUGACGACGGUAUUGUCAAAAUGAAGUAAGUGAAACUAUUCCUAUAUCGGGGAGAGCGAGAGGGAGACGAGAGCAGAUGCGAAUUAGAUUAACUAAUUAUAUAUAUAACCGAACACGAGUUUUAGAUAUAUCUCCGACAUUCAUAUUUUUUAAACGCAAUUUAUUGAUUGUACAUCGAGCUAAAAGAAGGAAAAAAAAAUGAUGUUCUGUUGUGAGCCGUCUGUUACACUCUUAAUAUAUAUAUAUAGUAUAUAUAUAUAUAUUCUUUCAGUAUUUUUAAACGAAUAGUACAAAACAGCGACGGAUAGGGAUGACGAGACGGAAUCGUUUUGAUUUACUGAUAGAAUAUACGCUAUGAUUCUUAUAAAAUUAAAUGUAUAUACGCGAUAAACGGUGUGGCAGAGGAUAGAGAAUUGCAUAGUUGUUGAAAAAGUGAAAAACUGAAUCCAGAUGAAUAUGCAAACUGUAACGAUAUAGAAGCUCCGCGAGUGUCUUCGAACUUCGUGCUUCGCAUUUAUUAAUUAAUUUUACUACGUACUACGUGAAACUGCAAUGACUUUUUGUAUAUUUGUAGACACUCGGUGUUAAACUUGUCUCUCUAGUGAGGUAAACUAAAUUUUAAGUAAGUAAUUGUACAUUUCACGUUGCAUCUCUUUUUUGUUAUACCAUGUAUUAUUUUUACGGAAAUACGUUUUGUUUUUUUUUACGAACUUGUUUUCCUAACGCGAUACAUUACCAAAAGACUUAAUAUUUUUAUUUCUGUAGGCGCCUUAGUUCAGGGGAAGUAUACUCAUUCAAAACUUUG
Molecule: messenger RNA, 4659 nt
Organism: Ceratina calcarata
Lineage: Eukaryota; Metazoa; Arthropoda; Insecta; Hymenoptera; Apidae
Gene: Rfx
Product: regulatory transcription factor Rfx
Exons: 17
Coding region: 643-3165 (840 amino acids)
Biological process (GO): regulation of transcription by RNA polymerase II
Molecular function (GO): DNA-binding transcription factor activity, RNA polymerase II-specific; RNA polymerase II cis-regulatory region sequence-specific DNA binding
Source: RefSeq, a predicted model, not a curated record